CUGCGAUGACGAUGAUACCGAAACACAACAAGCCAAAAAUCUAAACACGACAGCAAGCGAAAGUUCUUGUACAAAAAACGAAUAAUUAAGUACUUUUUCAUUGAAAACAAUUAAAACGACCAAUUCCAACGAGAUGGUCAAACAGUGCGCUGCAAUGUUCUGCGGUAAGGAGCUGGACCGCAACGACGAGUUCUAUCCCUUCCCGAGGGCAUCCCCUAGGCAAACGUUUCGCCUCCGGAUUUGGCGGCAGCGACUUUUGGUGGUCAGAGCCCUCCCGAACCAGUUCGCUUGCGCAAGGCACUUUUCCGAGGAGCAGUUCGAGGCCCGGAAUGGGAGUCCCAGAGAGUUGAGACUGGACGCAGUUCCGGAUCAAAACAUCGUCCGGAGAACCAUCGAUCCGGAAGACCCGCUGGAUGCCGUUUGUCGGCUGUGUUUGGAACGUAUCAAAAGCAACUGCCAUCUCAUUCAUCCGGUUUGGCCAGCGCCGGAAGUGCCCAGUGCUGAGGAUAUCGAGGAUCUCUUUGGAGUUGUGGUCCCCAACGACGACCUCAUGCCCCGACUGAUAUGCGUAACGUGCGUCACGAAGGUAAAUUACGUGAUUCGCAUCCGGAAUCAGUUCCGGAAAAACGAUGCGAUUUUCAACAAGAAAUGGGCACCGAAAAAGGACCUCUCGACGAAAGAGAGCCAUGGGAACGAUCGAAGAAGUUCCGAACAGGACUCCAGCAGCCACAAGACUUACGUAGAAAAUUCACAGAAGACAAGUCCUUCGAAAAGGGAUCCCAUCAGUAACGUAUCGAGACCCACUUCAGGACAAUCUCCAGUAACUCAGACUCCCAAAAUAGCCGCCGUGGCCAGCUAUGGGAAGAACCCGGUGGCCACCUCAUCCUCCAGUAUCGAUCCGGGAAGUGAACGCGUCCUGAACAACACCUUCGGAGAGCUGGUCUACGUCCAAAAAGGGAACACCUACCAGCGCUACCAGAUCAUCAGCAGCAAUCAGAUCGGGCUGAGCUGCGAUCGGGAAGAGGUGGUCCGCACCUCGGACUGUCGGAUUUUACCCGCGGACCCGGGCGACGAGGUGGAGAUUCUGUACACCGACGACAACACCGAGAUCUCUCCGGACGCCAAGCUGGUGAAGCUGGAGUUCGAGCCGGCUUCGGGGUUCGGUGACCUGCUGGCGGACGACUCGCACCUAGUGGUAGAGGAGCUGGAGGAAGUGCCGGAGAAGAAGCCCCGGAUCGAUAUGCCUUUUCGAUACGAUCAGAUCAAGGAGGAGCCGAGUGAAGACUUAUAGAUUAUGGUUGAUUAAAGCUAACGAUAAGUUUGAAAUUGACUGAA
Aedes aegypti (yellow fever mosquito) is the source of this 1335-nucleotide messenger RNA. RefSeq lists its product as uncharacterized. The coding region runs from base 134 to 1291 and encodes 385 amino acids. Lineage: Eukaryota; Metazoa; Arthropoda; Insecta; Diptera; Culicidae. The transcript has 3 exons. Gene Ontology annotation, cellular component: nucleus. Gene Ontology annotation, molecular function: zinc ion binding. The record is from RefSeq and is a predicted model, not a curated record.